This is a messenger RNA of Ectocarpus sp. CCAP 1310/34, 1592 nucleotides long. The record is from the annotation of a GenBank genome assembly. NCBI's taxonomy places the organism in Eukaryota, Phaeophyceae, Ectocarpales, Ectocarpaceae.
AUGAUCCCAAAAAUCGGGGAAAUGACAGACCCGUUGGGGUUGAACAGGAGGCAUCCAUCGGCGCACUAUCUGGGAGACAUCUGGCACAAGUGGUUCUACGAGAUGCCUAUGGUAAAGACGUGGGUGACGACGGACGCACUUGGACACGUGAAUUAUCUGCAGCGUCGAGCUCAAUUGGUAGACGGGCGUCUGCUGGCGGGCGAUGCUUCAUUCAAGUACGCCAAGGUUAUCCGACUGCCUACAGGGCCGGACGGGACGCGUGCACGGCCCGUGUACGGCAUAUUUACGAUCAUGAACGAGUACGACCAGGUCGUUUUUUCGAAGGCCAUGAAAACUGCGUCGGUCCACGAUCUCAAGAGCGACCUCAAGAUGAUGUUUGUUCAGCGCUUCGUCGGCCACGGCUUCAAGCUCCCAGUGAUCCUCUUCACAGUCGAUCUUGCGGUUGCUGAGCUAGCCAAGGGCUGUCAAGACCAGGGGGACGUCUUGGGAUUGGAUUGUGAGUGGGAGCCAGCGCUUGGCGGCGCGACACCGAAUCCUGUCUCGACUCUCCAACUUUCGCUUCCUGACGGCACCGCCUACUGCUUCCACCUUCAUCGACGGACCAACCGGGCAACCGCCACAUCCACAAUCCCGAAGGUGUUGCAGAGUCUUCUCGAGAACGUUCCGUCGCAAAGGUACGUCGGUGUAAAUGUGAAUUCUGACGCAUCCCUGCUGGAAAGGUAUUACGGAGUUAAAGUCGCCAACAUGAUCGACGUACGGACCCACGCACGGGAAUGUUGGGUUGAGACCUCGUCUCGUUCUCUGGCGGGUAUGGCCUCUUCAUUGGUAGGGAAGGCCCUUCCCAAGGACCCGACUAUUCGCUUGUCUCGUUGGAGCAACCCGUCCCUGACGGAUGAACAGGUACACAUUGCCUGCCUAGAUGCUUAUGCAUCCGUUCUCGUGCACCUGGAGGUCGAGAGGCGUAAAGAUCCCAUUCGGAACCCAGCUCCAACAACGCUGCCGGCGGGUACAAAGGUGGACUACACGGCGACGACGGGCAAGGCGUGUAGUUGAAUACAACACUUCCUACGUCGUAGCUAACAACGGUUUUCGGGUUUGUCUUACAAUAUCGCGCUUGAUGUUUCUUUUGUUUUUUUUAAUGAGGUGUAAGGCGUUGCAAACCAAAAUUUAACCUUUGUACGGAUUUUUGAGGCCUGCACGUCGUUGUUUGUUUCAUGCGUGUUCCGUCCGACCGGCAGGCGUUCCACCGUGGGUGUUGCCCUGAUGCAGCAACUAAUGAAGUGCACUUGUCUGUGGUGGUGCGUGAGUUGGUGAUGUCGGCGGGGGUAGGAAUGUGUGCUGUUUGUGUGUGGAAGGUGUCGAGGCGCAAGGUAGGUAUAGAGGCGGUGAUUAUCUUGUUGCUGGCGCGAGUUUUUGUUGUUGUUGAUGUAUGUUGUAUUUUCGGGGUGAACUGGGAUGCGUGUGUGUUCGAGUAUGUAUAUUAGGAUGUGUGUGUUCGGGUAUGUAUAUAAGGGCGUAGGUACGGCGGAAAGUGUGGUGGCGUGUGGUGUGGUUUUUGACGAACGGCAGGCAGGGUAUGGUGUGGAUUAUCU